Labrus bergylta (ballan wrasse) is the source of this 6192-nucleotide messenger RNA. RefSeq names its product tripartite motif containing 37 (gene trim37). Gene Ontology annotation, biological process: protein autoubiquitination; negative regulation of centriole replication. NCBI's taxonomy places the organism in Eukaryota, Metazoa, Chordata, Actinopteri, Labriformes, Labridae. Gene Ontology annotation, molecular function: ubiquitin protein ligase activity; ubiquitin protein ligase binding; tumor necrosis factor receptor binding. Gene Ontology annotation, cellular component: aggresome; peroxisome. The record is from RefSeq and is a predicted model, not a curated record.
ACAGCUUCAGAGCAGCGCUACCGCUACAUCUUCAAUUUAGGACUAAAAAAAACAGCUUUUUUUUUUCAUCUUUUUGCUUGAUAAAGAGUAACCUCUGCCACAACACAGCUAACAUACUGUACUAUGUAAUGCUAGUUUAACCAGCGGGGAACACGUCUGCUGUGUGCUCACAUUAAUUAUGUAGUUUUUUUUGCCCUUUUUGUUCCAGUCGUUUGUUUGUCAGGUGAGACAGACGGAGAUCACUGGCGACAACCUCUUGGAUUUUUUUCCCUUUGAGAUCAAGAUCUUCAAACUGGCCGAAAUGGAUGAACAGAGUGUUGAGAGCAUCGCAGAGGUGUUUCGCUGCUUCAUCUGCAUGGAGAAACUGAGGGACGCUCGUCUCUGCCCACACUGCUCCAAACUCUGCUGCUUCAGCUGCAUAAGACGAUGGUUGACAGAGCAGAGAGCCCAGUGUCCACACUGUCGGGCUCCGCUGCAGCUGAGGGAGCUGGUCAACUGUCGCUGGGCAGAAGAGGUCACCCAGCAGCUGGACACCCUGCAGCUCUGCAGCCUAACCAAGCAUGAAGACAACGACAAGGACAAAUGUGAGAACCACCAUGAGAAGCUGAGUGUUUUCUGUUGGACCUGUAAGAAAUGCAUCUGUCACCAGUGUGCUCUGUGGGGAGGCAUGCACGGGGGCCACACCUUCAAGCCUCUGGUGGAGAUCUAUGAGCAGCACGUGACCAAAGUGAAGGAGGAGGUCGCAAAGCUCCGACGCCGUCUCAUGGAGCUCAUCAGUCUGGUGCAGGAAGUGGAGAGGAACGUGGAGGCUGUGAGGGGAGCGAAGGACGAGAGGGAGGAGAUCCGAAACGCUGUGGAAAUGAUGAUCGCACGUCUGGACAACCAGCUGAAGAACAAACUCAUCACCCUCAUGGGCCAGAAGACGUCCUUGACCCAGGAGACGGAGCUGCUGGAGUCUCUCCUGCAGGAGGUGGAGCAUCAGCUUCAUUCCUGCAGUAAGAGUGAACUGAUCUCCAAGAGUCCAGAGAUCCUGCUCAUGUUCCAGCAGGUCCACCGCAAACCCAUGCAGUCCUUCGUCACCACGCCGGUCCCUCCGGACUUCACCAGUGAGCUCGUUCCAGCCUAUGACUCCAGCACUUUUGUUCUGGUCAAUUUCAGCACCCUGAGGCAGCGGGCGGACCCAGUUUAUAGUCCUCCUCUACAGAUAUCUGGGCUCUGCUGGAGACUUAAAGUCUACCCGGAUGGGAAUGGCGUGGUCCGUGGAAACUACCUGUCUGUCUUCUUGGAACUGUCUGCUGGACUCCCUGAAACAUCAAAGUAUGAGUACCGUGUGGAGAUGGUCCAUCAGGCCUCCAGUGACCCGACCAAGAACAUCAUCCGAGAGUUCGCCUCUGACUUUGAGGUCGGUGAAUGUUGGGGCUACAACCGCUUCUUCAGACUCGACCUUCUGGCCAGUGAGGGCUACCUGAACAUGCAGACUGACACGCUGGUCCUCCGCUACCAGGUUCGUUCCCCCACCUUCUUCCAGAAGUGCAGAGAUCAGUACUGGUACAUCAGCCAGUUGGAGUCAGCCCAGAGCAGCUACAUCCAGCAGAUCAACAACCUCAAAGAGCGGUUGGCCAUCGAGCUGUUUCGCCGACAGACGUCACGCAGCUCCUCGCCUCCUGACAUGAGACUGGCUGCGAGCACCACGACGUCUGAGAGAGACUCGCGCUCUGUGAAGAGUGACGACGAAAUCCAGACCACUUUGAGCAACACUAAGAAAGCAGAAGAAGAAGAGAGGACCCAGCACGAUGACUCUAAUGAGCUGUCCGAUGGUGACCUGGAGGUGGACUGUCUGACGGAGGAGGAGGUGAACCCGCUGGACGGCAGCAGCACCUCAGGGAGCUCCACAGCCACCAGCAACACUGAGGAGAACGACAUAGACGAGGAGACCAUGUCCGGGGAGAACGAUGUAGACUUCAUUGGGAACCUUGAGACAGAAGAAGGAGAGCUUCCUGAUGACUUGGCAGGAGCCACAGGUGGAUCCAGCUCCAGCAUGCGCUCCUUACACCGCAGUGCUGCAGCCGGUCGCAGUGGGACCAGUAGCGGUGCUGCUGCUGGCGGUCCAGGCGGUAACAGCCUCCUGGAGAUAGACCCGGUCAUCCUGAUCCAGCUGCUGGAUCUGAAGGAGCGCAGCAGCGUGGAGUCUCUGUGGGGCCUUCAGCCUCGGCCUCCUGUUUCCCUGCUGCACAGCCAAGCUCAUCCCCACUCCCGGAAGGAUCGAGAGCGGCGACCUCAGGUCGUGCGACGAUCAGCUCCAGACUCCGGGGUCCUGAUCCGCCUUAAGGCCCAGAUGGCCGAGGUCCGCAGUAAGAUGUCCGAUGUCAAGAGUCAAGUGCUGGAGGCUCGGGGGACAGGAGAGACCAGGCCCGGCCCGUCAGGGGGCUUCAGUGUGGAGGAGGCUCCCUCUCACCACGCUGACUCAGAGUUGUCAGCUUGUCGUAAACCCGGGGAGCUGGACCUGCUGGGGAGAGCGGCCGCUGCUCGUUCCAGGCCCUGCCGCCCUGCCAGGAAAUCUCUGUCCCCCGUCCUGGACAAUAAUGGCUCCGUGGUCGUGAAGAGGAGGAGUCCAGAGGAGAUGGAGAAGGACCUGAGGGGAGCAGACCUGGCCACAGAGCUCAGCCUGCACCUGAAAGAGGGGCUUGGAGGUUCUGAGGGAGUGCUGAAGCCAGACGGCAUCCAGAGCCCCCUUGUUUCUCUCGGCAGCUCCUCAUCAGAGCAGGCCUCCACCUCCAAGCAGCAGUACUCUGUGGAGCAGCAGCUGUACGGGGCCUCCGGGUCCAGGGACGACAUUUUUACCUUGGGUGGACCGAGCUUCAUGACUGCCAGCAAGAACUGUGGCAGUAGGACCCUGGGGGCGGCCAUGUUGGACUGUGAAUCUGAAAGCUCAGGAAACUCUCAUCAGUCCUUGCUGGAGGGGCUUUCUGCACAGCCACAUUUGAGUGAAGAUCCGUCACCAUCCGUCCUCGUGGUCGCGACAAGCAGCGACAGCGACACAGAGGACGAGGCCCUGCAGAGCAACAACUCUCGCUACGACAACCAGACUCCUCCCUGCACAGGAGAUCAGCUUCUGUCUGAUGACAUGAGUCUACCUGCUGACAGGUGAUUCCCUCUGAGCCUGUGCCAAACAUCUGGAGACAACACACACACACACACACACACACACACAUACACACACACACACACACACACACGCACGCUAGUUCCACACAUGUGUAGAGUAGAAACUGCUUGUUAUGCAUGAAGUCAAAAUGAAGAUGACGCAUCAGCUCACCUGGUCGUCCGGACACAGAAACAUUUCUCUCGAUGUGAUCACGACCACUUAGUCAGAUUGUUUUCGACUAAUUAUAAGCAUAACUGUUCUGAUUGGCUCAUGAUGUUAUUAUUUGUAAACCUGCCACUUUAAGAGAACCAACACGUCAACAUUUCACCACUGCCAACUGAAUCUUUAAAACUACUAAGGACUUUUAUUUUGAAACCUGAACCACUACAUUUACCUGGACUGCAGGGCGUUUAGUCCAAACGUUAACUUUCUGCACAAAUCUGUGACAUUUUCAGUUUAUAGAGGCUUUUAUAUAUCUUGCAUAUUAACAGGAGUUGAACUGUAAAUGAUCUAUGGUCUAUAAGAGCUCAGUGUUUAAUAGCAGCGUGCUGUCUGUGUUUAAUUCACUCUGUCUGUUUUUUAGUCUCUCCUACACCUACUCUUCUUCCCUCUCCCAUGUCCCUACACCUCCCUGUGUUGGUGCUUAAAGUCUUAAUUCAUUCCUUAAACAUCCAGUUUCAUUUACUCUCAGCUUGUCGUCUGCAUAAAUUCAGUCCUUUUUCCUCCUUUAGGUGAACCUGUAGCGUUCAAUUAGCUUUCCAGGUAUCUUAUGUAAAUGUCUCCUCUCCUAAGAACAGCGGCAGCCACAGUGUCUGUCUUUAUGUGACAUUUGAAAAGGGUAAACGAUUACUGAAUCACAUGGCUUAUAAAACACCUGCUGCACUGAUGUUUGUGGGCUGAAAGCAUGCUGCAGAUCUGACUCUUAACAGUUUCGAGCGGAUGUCAAUUCUUCGACAUUUGCUCGGACAUCAGCGACUGAAGCUUCAGGUGCAAAGUGUUCGAUGGCUUCCACCCACAAAGAACUGCCUCAACACGUAAUUCACUACAUGACAGGACAUUCAGACAUCAUUAUCAGUCUUAUGAAAAAGAAACAGAAGCUCGGGGGAUGCAGUAUAAAGACUUAAAACUGAGGGAAACGAGUAGCCUGGCUGUAGUCGCUGUGUUGACAUGAAGCCGGUCGCUCCUUCAGACUGUAAAUCAACACCGGGUCAAACACCGCUGCUCUCUGAGGGUCAAACUCUGACAUAAGCUGCACCUCUGGAAGUAGUCGACGACAUCACAGCAGUUGUCAAACAAAAAACACCUGUUAUAGCCUUUAAUCACUGCAGAUGAUUAUACUUGUCACAGCAGCAGAAACAAAAAUGCUCUGUUGUAUUCAAGUGUUGAAGCUGUGUGUGUGUGUGUGUGUGUGUGAUUCGUCAUGCGCUGAACUGAAGCAGCUAAAUGAAAUGUAACCUUCUUUUCUUUGAUUUUCUUUACACCUGUGCACUUCCUGCUGUGAAAAGUAAAAACCUCAGCACUAAAUACAAACCCGGUAUUGACCUCUUCACAGCUGAGCUCAGCAGAGUUUCAAUUAUUCAGAUUAAAACAAACAAAAAAGGCAUUAACUCUCUUCCUUAUACUCAUGUCUAUCCACUCAGGUUGUUUUUAUUUGUCCAGAUUUUCUGACUCCAUAUAUAGUAUAUUAAAGAGAAUUGAAUGUAGGACUCAAUUAGUAACUGAUUGAUUGAUUGAUUGAUUGAUUGAUUGACGUAUCUAAUAUGUCGUCAGUGAAUCUUUUCCUGUUUUCUUGAUGUUUUCACAUCAUAAGAAGGAAACUAAGCAACGUCCUCAUCUGACAAACUGGACUUAUGUUUUUGCACAGAAAUGUCCGUAAUGUUAUUGAGCAAAUACACAACUUCAGUAAUCAUUGCGUUAAAGAGUUGAACAUGUGUCACACUGGGAAUUUUAUUUGUAAGAUUUUAACAGUGCGAUGAAAAAGAUGUUUCCUGUUACUGCAAACACAAAACACAAAACCAGAUUUGGUUUGAAAUCCCGUUUCCUUUCCCUCACAUUAUUUUAAAAAAACAGUCGACGGUGUGUUCUGCAGAUCACUCAGAGCAACAGCGACAUUGUCUCGGGAAAGAUAUGUUAACUGAUGAAUUUUUCAAAUGUCAUUUUGAGCACGACAGAUGGCUCCACAAUCGGGCGUCUCCAAACCUGGACAAAUAAUACAACAACAGAAAAUGUGCAGCUAUGUUGCACUUGAGUCAAGGGAGAAGCUGUCAAACUGUGGUGUAUCGAACAUCCUUUCUAAUUCUCAGAAAGCGGGACAGCGAAGGUUUUAAAAAAAAAAAAAAAAAAAAAAUCUGUAAUUACAUAACACGUACUCUGUUUGCUUCACUGCUUCUCCUUCAUGGAUUCAUUAUAACUCACCUGAGCGCUCACAGCAAACAAACACGUGUCAGGCUGCUGCAAAACGACGCACGUUAUUGGGAGAAUACACGGGCACACAUAUAUAUCUGUAACGAACCCUUUGUGCACUUUGUAUGACUGCUGAUUGGCUCUGAAUGGUCCCUUUCUUGGUCACUGAGACACAUCUUGUCUUGAAGGUCACUUACACUCUGGAUGAAAGAAGGCACGUGUGACACUUCUUCAGUCAUUAGUUUACAUUGUAAAUAUUUACGAGUCGUGGUGCUUGCUGUAUAUGUGCCUCUUAAGUGCAUGGCUUUAUUGGCUGAAUAAAGGAGGAAGGUCGUCUUGUUUGCACCGAGACACAUCCAAACUAAAAUCACCCACUGAAAGAGAAGUAAAGCGUAUAACCUCCAUCACUACUCCACCUGAUAGUUUUCUUUUCCUCUCUUUCUUUACAUGUUUAUGAUCAAGACUUAGAUUAUAUUCUCUCUCUCUCUCUCUCCGUUUAUUAAUCUUUCAUCUUAUUUGUGCCUGUUGUGUCUGAAGCUGCUUUUUAUUUUGAAUGUUCCCAGAAUGCACUGCGCAUUAUUUGUUGUGUACAUUUCCUUAUUGUGUAAUAAAUAAAAUGUUUUAAGAUCUGUCAGAUCUCCAGA